Molecule: messenger RNA, 858 nt
Organism: Laetiporus sulphureus 93-53
Lineage: Eukaryota; Fungi; Basidiomycota; Agaricomycetes; Polyporales; Laetiporaceae
Exons: 7
Coding region: 181-858 (225 amino acids)
Source: RefSeq, a predicted model, not a curated record
CGCAGGCGGCGGCAGGAACGUCGCGUACUCAGUCCGUGAGUUAGUUGACUGGCCUCAAGGAGGGUGAGGACUGUCCUGCUUGACAGGAUUCCAUAGAUAUGUGCUGCAUUCUAGUUCCCUGCAAGGCCAUCCGCAGUUGUGAAAUCCGGCUGAUAGAGUCGCAGCUAGGCUGUAUGACCCAUGCACACCAUGGAAUGUAUGGCCUCUCCGACGUCGGGUUCUGAGCAAGGGCCACAAGAUGGAGACGCGGAAGAGGCGGUAGGGGAACUAGGAGGAUGUGAUGAUGUACCUGAGAUGCAGACCCAGCUUGUCCCACCGGCCACCGCUGGACAGUACACGCUUGCAAGCCUGAAGCAUCUCCAGGAUGCGUUAUGCCAGAGACGAGGCAAUGAGGGAUCUUCGACCGCGAGCGUCGAGAAGGCUGGGGGCAUCAUGGUACCUCACUACAGUUUGUACCAAGAAAUGAUUGCACUCACCGCGGCUAUGCCGUGGACCAUAAUUGUCGUUGGCGCACCCUGGCAAGUAGGCUCCAGAGAGUCCGUGCACCAUAGGGCUCGUCAAUGCUGGAAGUCUGGCUUUUGUGAAACAUUUGGUGGGCCUGCGGCAGAUAAGGACAACUGGCCUCGUGUGUCUUUCCGAAGGGAGCCUUUGAACGGCGGGAUCCGAUGCUUAUGGUCGAUAAGCGUGCGGGUCAAAGGAAGCGCCGGAUCUGGCGGUAAACGGUUGCACGCAAGAGCAAAGUUGAUGGCCAUACCAGAUGCGAAGAGUACCCAGGGACGUGAUACCACAACUUCCCCGCGUACGGUAACGUGCCAAAUGCUUCGCUGUCAUUCACGAGGAAUGCUCACCUACUGCUGA